UAUCAUGUUGUUGUGGAUUUGACACACAUUAUACCGCUGCUACCGUCUUGUUUAAAAAUUUCAGGUACAAAACUCUCGGGGCGGGAGCAAUGCCGGAAAAUAAUAUAAGACAGCGCGGCAGGGUGGCGGCGUCCAAGUAUGGCGGUGGCGGGGUGUCUCUUGGCUCUGGCGUUGCGGUGAGGCGCGGCAUGAAGUGUACGGGCGUGGCAGGUGGCGGGCCCGGCGGCGACGAGCUACUUCUGGGCGCUUGUUGGCUCGAUCCGAAGCUGGACACCUCUUCUCCGCCCUGCCACGAGCUCCUCGAUUCACUACUAGCGCCCCCUCCGCUCGCAGAGCUUAAGCCUCUCCCUCCUUUCACCGGCUACACCGGUCAUCUGUCCAUCAACGGCAUCUCAGGCCACCACUUUCAUGCCAUCGCGCAACGUCUUCCAGAGGAGAAUAACAAUUACCCCACGCAAAGCGGAUACGGUACAGACCACGACGUCGUCUCAUCAUCAACAUGUGCGGCUGAAUCCGAGCCUCCAGAUUUAGAAGACGUGAAACCGUUUCCUCUUGACGUGCCUGAUACAAAGCCGUUUCCUGAAUCAUCGGUGCCGAGCGUUGCUGACUCUUGUGCUAAGUCUUGUUCACCACCCACAAAAAUAUUCGACGAUAACACCAAACAAGAUAUGUAUGACAUAAGCUCUAUAGAAGAUAUUGCGGCGAUAAUCGGAUCCGCUAUUGCCGAUACGACGGUUCCAUCUCAACCAGAGGACCCAGAGAGAAAUGAUUCUAGAGACAGCUGGAUGGACAUCGACGCAUGGAUAGCUGGCGCUUACAGUCAACAUGGAGAUAAAAUAGUACCGCAAGAUUUAUCCGAGUUCGGCCUUCCAAGUUCCCCACCACCAUCACAAUCCAGUCACCAGUCUAGCUUAGAUUAUCCAUGCAAAUCUAGCCAAGAUUUCACAAAAACUCAGGAAUUUAUUCAAAAGAAUUUGGGACAAGCGGGUUCAACGCUUCAAUCACUUUUGUCGCAUAGCUACAUGCCGUUGCUCCAAAAUAGAUUACAAAACGGUCCCCCGGUUAAACAAGAAGCGCCAAGCUCGACAAGUUACGGCAUGGACGUGAUAUCGACAUCAUCACCUCCCGGCAACGCUGUGUCGACUACUGAUGGAGUCGGCGGCCUUCUCAACGGUCGUUACGCACCCCAUUAUGCUCUUGGUCUAAAACCAGACGGCCUUUGUAGUCCAGAAAGACUAUUAGGCUAUCCUCACGCUCACACGACGACAGUAACUCCAUCAAAUAAGAGCAAGCGAAGUCGAGCGAAGGCAAAACAAUCUAGUAACGGAGGCAGUCUUCACGGAAGUUCACUAGCAUUUGCAUCUGCCACAUCAGCCGAGUUGAGUGGUCUACUUGGCAAGGAGAAACCGGUUCAUCGUUGUGGAAUUUGUAACAGGGGGUUCUUGAACAAAUCUAAUAUAAAGGUACAUCUUCGCACGCACACGGGCGAAAAACCUUUCAGAUGCGAUGUGUGUGCGAAAGCCUUUCGUCAGAAAGCGCAUUUGAUUAAGCACCAACAAAUCCACAAGCGGAUCGGGCGGGACUAG
This is a messenger RNA of Nymphalis io (European peacock), 1586 nucleotides long. RefSeq names its product ichor (gene ich). Gene Ontology annotation, biological process: regulation of transcription by RNA polymerase II; embryo development; embryonic hindgut morphogenesis. Gene Ontology annotation, molecular function: RNA polymerase II transcription regulatory region sequence-specific DNA binding; DNA-binding transcription factor activity, RNA polymerase II-specific. NCBI's taxonomy places the organism in Eukaryota, Metazoa, Arthropoda, Insecta, Lepidoptera, Nymphalidae. Gene Ontology annotation, cellular component: nucleus. The transcript has 3 exons. The record is from RefSeq and is a predicted model, not a curated record. Bases 90 to 1586 code for a protein of 498 amino acids.